Molecule: messenger RNA, 2216 nt
Organism: Owenia fusiformis
Lineage: Eukaryota; Metazoa; Annelida; Polychaeta; Sabellida; Oweniidae
Source: the annotation of a GenBank genome assembly
CACAAAUUUGCAAACUUCCUCCGAUGCAAUUUGGUGAAAAAUUCAACAUGAUUUUUGACUGACCUAACUGAUUAUCAUACUGUCCCUUGAACACGACAAUACUUACGAAAUAAGCAGUAAAACGUAUAUAUUGAGUCACUUUUUUAACAGAAGUUCGUGGCCAUUUGUAAAUAAUAUAUUGACCAAUUACAAAACUGAUGAGAAAAUGCUCUCGCUUUCUCAGUAUUUUCUCUAAUGGGUGAUUUGAUUGGUUCAUAGGGUGACGCCUUUUUGGGAAAUCCUAUGGAAGUUUCCCGAUGUUCUGAUGAAAUAUUGUAAUUGUCAAAAUCUGAUUAUUUUAUUGUAGAAAAUCUAUCGAAAAUUCAAAAUUAAUUUUGUAUGGUAAAUUUGUAGAAUAUGUCGGCAUAACGUCGUCAAGACGAAGUAUUGCGCAAUCACAUAACGUGGAAGGCCAGAGGAUUCCCCACGUCGAUUGACGUCAGAGCUAAAUUUAUAAACCAAUGAAAAUGCUAGAAAAUGACAUCAUGUUCUUAAAAUAGUACAAGAGCACCAAGCUAGUAAAUAGUCAGAAAAUAGUGCUAAUUGAUUUUAAUCUAUUUCAUUACAUUAUGCAAAAAAGUUAUGUUAUUUUAUAUAUUUUAAGAUCAGCAUAACUCAUCAUAACACAUAUUGUCUAUAUUAUGUUCAAAUGAGCUCCUAAAACUGGUGAAUUUGAUAAAAGUACACGCGUAUUGAUAUAUGUACAAAGCAAAAUUUCCAAGUACCAGUAUAAAUUCUACGUCACUCUUUUGACCUCGCACUACAUUUAGAAAACUCCUACGAAGAAGAACGUGACAUUUUUAUUGAAUUUGGCAAAUAUCUGCCAAAUUAUCGUCCAAGAGGACUCAAGUUUGUGACUGUUCUUAUCCUACAGUCAUCGUGUAUUCUACAACAAACCAACGGUUUGUUCAGGACAUAAUCAAAACGGCAUUCGAACAUUUUGACGAGUCAAACACAUCACCAUGUGGAAACAUUAUGGAACCACCGAACUUUUAUGAGGACAGGAAUAUAAAUCGCACCUCAUUUUCGUUCCAGGAUGGCGACCAUGUGGCUGAUGUUACAGAUCUAGAUCCUACUUUGGAAAGUAGCUUCAAUAUUCAGGAAUUCCUCGCCACAAACAGCGAACUUUUCCCCGACUUUUUGGAAGAAAAGUCUACCCCGAAGGCAAGUUCAAACUUGUCCGAUUCUGACAUUAUUUGUGAAAUAAAGGCAGCUUUGGAAGCUGACUCAGCAAAAAUCGAGAGGUCGAUGCCUGCAUUCAACAGUGAAAAUAAUCUUGGGGGUUCCUGGGCUGAGAGCGUUGUUACGAUCAAACGUGAGGACAUAUCGCCAGCUGUUACACCCGGGCCAAGCGCAUACUCCUCACCUACACACUCGGCCAGCUACUACGAAACACCUGUUACAUCGCCUUGUAGUAGUGUUGGUAUACCAGUGACAGUUUCACCCCAGACUUCGCCUAAGUCUGGGUCAACUAGAGUGAAUAGGAAGCGUUCUGCAGCUGCUAAUAGGGAGUCUGAAGAGUAUAAAGCGAAACGUGAGCGUAACAACAUUGCUGUAAGGAAAAGUCGUGACAAGGCGAAAGUGCGACAGGUUGAAACAGAGCGAUUGGUUACAACACUCCGAUCUGAUAAUCAACAGCUUACAAAAAAGGUUGAUUUACUUCAAAAAGAACUAGGUGUAUUAAAGGGACUAUUCCUCAAUGUUGGACUUCAUUUACCAUCCAACUACAAGAAACUUAUUAGUGAAUGAUGUCAGCAAAAAGGACUAUGUAGCAGAAUUUAGAACUAUAAAUUAUAUCUCGAAUAAUCAAGUAACACAUGACAGUUCACACAUAUGUGAAUGUAGAGAUAGUGGACUUUACCCUAUGGGUAGUGUGGACUUUACAUGCUUCUUUGAUAAGCAGUCAUUAUGCACUUGUACAUACAGUCAUCACUUGUUAAAAUCAAGGACUUUUCAUCAUUGUAAAGGUUGUAGAUGUUCUCUUCAUAGAGCAUAUCAAUCAUAUUCAACUUCAAGAUCCAUAUAUAAAUAUCAAAUUCAUUUGAAAAAUCAUGUUCGGUUAUGAAAAUGUACACUUUUAGGAAAUUAUUUAAUUAAAUAUGAAAUUUUACUUCAUUGUUAUUUUAAAUUAUGAAUUUACCAUGAUGGUAUUAGAUUAGAAAAGGCAGAAUCUGAGA